CCCCGAAAGUCAUCGACCAUUUUUUUCAAUCUUCCAUCCCUAUAAUAAAUAUCACAGUUUCUCGCUCCUCUGUCCACACCCUAGAAACAUUCCUCUGUAUUGAGAAGGAUGGCGUCAAUGUCUUCGGUCGAGCUGCAUAUACACAUAAUCUCCUCAAUAAUCUAAUAAUUCAAUUCCUCUUGCUCGUUCUCUGCGGCAUGGCCGAAAGCUAUAUUUAUACCAACCACCAGAAGCUCUCCGCAGAUUGUAUGCUUCGGAAGAUCCAACAUGCUCACCUCACGCAGGCUAAUAUCUCUCACUCGCGCAUCUUGCGGCCGUUCCUUGAGACCUUCUCUCAGAGCUUAUCUCUCUUCCGGCUCUCUCCUCCAAACUCGCCUCUCCUCCACCCUCCCUGACCUACCCGUCCUCCGCGCCAUACAAAAUCACGACCCGAAAUCAAUAGCCGUCGUUCACAGCGUCUCCGGCCGAUCCUUCACCUAUGGCAGCUUAAUUGGCGAUGUCUUGCGCUCCCAAGAGGGCCUGUUGCAAUGUGCUGCUGCAAGCUCUAAAAAUGUAGUUUUGCGCGGGUCACCCGUGGCUUUUUUGGCGGAGAAUAGUUAUGACUACGUAGUGACACUGCUCUCCAUCCUUGCUUGCGACGGCAUCGCCCUGCCCCUUUCACCAAGCUUCCCAGCUGGAGAGUUGAGAUACAUUCUGGACAAUUCGCAGACUGGUGUAUUACUGGCAACGGAAAAAUAUAGCAAGAAAGCUCGGGAACUAGUCGAGACCGAUCUAGAAAAUGCUCCAGUGUUGAGAACACUUGAUAAGAUCGAAAGUGGUGCUGGUCCAACUGCACAACUGCAUUUUCAAGAUGCAGCAGACUUGCGGGGUGGAAUGAUGCUAUACACGUCGGGAACUACGAAUAGGCCUAAAGGAGUCCUCCUCCCCCAAACCGCUCUCUCAGCGCAAGCCCGGUCCUUGGUCGAGGCAUGGGAGUACUCACCGGUCGACCGGCUGCUCCAUGUCCUCCCCCUCCAUCACAUCCACGGCAUAGUCAAUGCCAUUCUCACUCCGUUACUAGCAGGCUCGUCUAUCGAGUUCAUGUUCCCGUUCAACCCAACCGCAGUCUGGAACCGACUAGCAGCCCCAUUCAUGCCAUCCAACAAAUCCAUCAGCGAUCAUACUAAACCAAACAGGGAGAAAAUCACCUUCCUAACCGCUGUCCCAACAAUAUACAACAGACUCCUAACAACUCACAAAACCCUCCCAUCAGAAACUCAACGAGCAGCACAAACAGCCAUCUCGCCGGCAAACCUCCGGUUGAACGUCUCCGGUUCUGCCGCCCUACCAACCUCCACAAAGGCCGCGUGGAAGCAGCUUAGUCACGGCAAUGUCCUCUUAGAACGGUACGGGAUGACUGAAGUCGGCAUGGCGCUCAGCUGCGGUUUGGAUUUUGCUGACCGCGUCGACGGCAGUGUCGGCUGGCCUCUCCCACAUGUCGAAUGUAGGCUUUUUGACACGGACGCCAACGAGGUUAUUAGACCCGGUGAGGAGGUUGACGCCAAUGGGCGCGAGAGGGUGGGUGAAAUCCAAUUGCGCGGGCCGACAGUCUUCAGGGAGUAUUGGAAGAAUGAGAAGGCGACGAGGGAAGAGUUUACGGAGGAUGAAGAUGGAAAAGGACGUUGGUUUAAGACAGGCGAUGUGGCUGUGCGCAGACAUGUUCGUGGUGCUGGUGCCGGUGCGAGACAGAACGAGGAAGGACAGGAGUGGUGUCGCGGCCCGUUGUAUUUCAUCCAAGGCCGCAGGAGUGUGGAUAUCAUCAAGACAGGUGGUGAGAAGGUUAGCGCGCUGGAGGUUGAGAGGGAGUUAUUAUCGUUACCCCAGGUCACAGAAGCAGCUGUCCUCGCGCUCCCCUCGCACCAAUGGGGGCAGAAGGUCGGGGCCGUCCUCGUCCUCAACCCCGAUUUCGCAAAUACCGGUCACGGCGGCAAAACAUGGGGGAUAAUGGAUAUGCGUCGUGCGCUUAAGGGGAAGCUUGCUACGUAUAAGAUUCCGUCGGAGAUACGGGUGUUGGAGGAUGACUUACCGCGCAAUGCCAUGGGCAAAGUUAACAAGAAAUUGCUGGCGAAGUUGGUUUUCGCGGAUUUGCUAGAGUCGUAAGCGGUAGGUGAUACGUUGCAUUUUCCUUCUUCCCUUACGGGAUGGAUGGAUUGGGGAUGAGAGGAAAGGGAAAGAUGGAUGCGAUGCUUUCACACGGUAUAACACGAUGCACGCCGUUAUUGUGUUUUCAUAGAUUGAUCGAUGGAAUAUGGGAUGGACGCAUAGAAAGGAAAUACAUAGACUUAUACGAUAGACGGGCUUUUCCAAGGCUGCCUCUCCAAACCAUAUUAUACUACAUAGAAAGAAAUACUGACUUCCCCCCCCUCCGUUCCUUUUCAUGUUCCCCCCGUCAUGAUGAAAAUAUGUGGCUAGGCCUAGGUAACUUCAAGUCUGAUUUCCCUGUUGUUAUUGGUUAUGGUUGUUUACAUAUUCAAUUCCAUAACUCUGAGCCCGGACUUGAAUGGCUACAACGUUGUGUUGAGGUAGUCUGCGCAUAUACAGCUGGCUUUGACCAAAUACAUACCUCACCAACACAAAAAUAAUAUUGUCUCUUUCUUGGGGUUACCUAUUAAGAUGUAUAUGAAUUGCCAAAUAGACAAGGAACAUAAAAGCUAGACUCAGCAGAAACUGGAAAUGAAGCACUACAGCCUAUGAAAAGCAAGACGGGGCGAGAAAAGAGAAAA
Molecule: messenger RNA, 2762 nt
Organism: Blastomyces gilchristii SLH14081
Lineage: Eukaryota; Fungi; Ascomycota; Eurotiomycetes; Onygenales; Ajellomycetaceae
Product: AMP-binding enzyme
Exons: 5
Coding region: 268-2139 (623 amino acids)
Biological process (GO): fatty acid metabolic process
Molecular function (GO): medium-chain fatty acid-CoA ligase activity
Source: RefSeq, a predicted model, not a curated record